Molecule: messenger RNA, 3238 nt
Organism: Drosophila willistoni
Lineage: Eukaryota; Metazoa; Arthropoda; Insecta; Diptera; Drosophilidae
Exons: 8
Coding region: 162-3029 (955 amino acids)
Cellular component (GO): plasma membrane
Source: RefSeq, a predicted model, not a curated record
UAAUUGCAUUUCUAUGAAAAUAAUUCCAGCAAAUAUUUGAACAAUAAUUAAAUAAAUUAAACCAUAAAGUAGUGCAACAAAUUUCGUGUGCAAAAAGUGAAAAGAAAGAAAAAAUAAACCCAAAAAUCGUAAACAAAGCCAAAAACCAAGGAUCAAGUAGUAUGAAACCGAAACAGAAGAUGAGGCAACACACUAAAGCCAAUUGCGGCCUGUUGAUGUCGUCGUUGUUGUUGUCGUUGCUGUUGGUGUUGCAACUGCUGGUUGAGACUCAGUCCAUACCGUCGCCAUCCUCCAUGCAGACACCACAAAAGCGAGGUGGCAGUGGCUCUGGCGGUGGUGGAGGCGGCGGCGGCGGCGGGGGUGGUGGCGGCGGUGGUGGCAGCUCAUCAGAUAUAUCCAAAGACCAUUGCAAUAAAACUGUGGACAUAUUCGAGGACAUUAGCUCGCCGGAGGUUAGCAAUCAGAAUGUGGGACGUCCACUUACAUGCUGGUAUCGCUUUCGCACCCUGAAAGGAGCUCCCCGUGAUUUUGUGCUCCGAUUGCGCUUCAAGAAAUUCAAAGUGGGACAAUUGCUGAAUGCCACACACUGCGAGGGUGGCUAUUUGCAGAUUGUUGAUGGCAAUGCCAAGACGGAUGUGUCCAAUCGUCGGGAGCCAGGAAUGUUCUGUGGCGAAGCCGAACAACCGCAGACAUUCAUCAGCGAGACAAGCUAUGUGAAGGUGCUCUUCCAUACGGAUAACUUUACGGAUCAGACCUAUUUCACAUUCGAUUCACGCGCUGAACAACAAACCGAAGUCUAUUUACGAUAUGGCCAACAUCCGGAAUUAUAUCCAAAUCGUCGCGGUGAAGUUGUCCAAGGCUCCUACUGUGAAAGGGAAUAUCGUGAUUGUCGUCUGCAAACUUGCUAUGUACAAUCACCAGCAUAUCCUGGUCUAUAUCCACGUGCCCUCAAUUGUCGCUAUAAAUUGCAUACACGACAGCCCUAUAUUAAAUUAUAUCUGCAAAACGAGCAAUUUGCUGUGGAUGGUCAAAGAUGCGAAAAUGUCAUGACGUGCCCCAUACGACCCAUUGGAUCAGGGAAUGAGCAUUGCCCAUACGACUGGUUAGCCGUUUAUGAUGGAAGGGAUGAGCAUUCACCGCUCAUAGGCAAAUUCUGCGGCCUGGGUAAAUUUCCAUUCAGCAUUAUUGGCACCUCACAAUACAUGUAUGUGGAAUUUGUUACAUCGCCGGCGGGUCCGUUACUCAAUACCGGUUUUCAUUUCAAUGUUGGCAAUUGGCCAGGCCAUGUGGAAACGGCUGGCAUCAAGCACGGCGUCUGUGACUGGUUGCUCAGCUCCGAUUCGCUAAAGGAUAGCAGCGCCAGUGAGGGCAUCUUUUUGAGCAUUGCCCACUGGUAUCCACCGAAUACAUCCUGCAGCUAUCACAUCAAAGGACAUGUUGGUGAAAUUGUGCGAUUAUAUUUCCCCAGUUUUCGCAUCAAUCGCAUCGAGUCACCCAUAUUGAAAUACGAAGGAGAUUGCGGUGAAUCGCUAACAAUUUAUGAUUCCGACCAUGCCGAUCCGGCGAGAAUUAUUAAGACAUUCUGUGACACAUUUUCCCGGCCCAUGGAGAAGGUGGACUUUGUGAGCACCAGUCCCAGUUUGUAUGUGCAAUUUGAAUCGAAAACUGGCAGCUAUAGCGGCAGUUCACUGUACUAUUGGGCUCACUAUGAUUUCUUCAAUAACACACGUUUCGGUGAUCCCGUGCCAAAUACUCUCUGCGAUGAGGUUAUGUACGCCUGGAAGCAUCCCGGUGGUCGUCUGCGUUCGCCUCUCAACUCGUUGAUCUUCAAGCGCACUGGGGGCAGCGAUGUGAGAUGCCAAUAUAAGUUUAUCACGGACAGACGACUCUAUGCCAGAGCCAUCAUUGAGGUGAAUUCGGUUUCGUUUAAGGAGCUGCCAUACAAUAGCAAUGCUUGCACUCGUUGUCAUGAGGAGCGAGUGGAUAAACUCGUUAUUUGGGAGGAACGAGAUAAAUAUCAAAAUAAUCUCGCCUGUUUCUGUGAUAAUAUACCACGAGCAGUGCGCGUAAUAUCAUCGGCAGAUCAAAUGAAUUUAGAGAUGAUUGUCCAGGGACAACAUGCCAUUACUUCAUACUUUAAGAAUCCAAAUCCUUUGUUCGAGGCCACCUACGAGUUUGCGCAUGGACCAUUGUGUGGACCUAUUACUUUGGGCCCUUCGCCCGAUGGUGAGCUAAUGUUUCCCUAUAAGAAGGCUCUGGGCAUGGUUGCUGGACCAAUGGCUCCGCCCGAGCAUCAUUAUCGUCGCGAGAAAUGCAUUUGGGAACUGAAGGUGGCCGCUCAGCGAGAUCUUUGGUUGAAUCUGGAGAAGGCAAGAUUUGCGGAUCGCAGUUGUGAGAGUGCCAAAAUUGAGGUUUACCUCGCUGGACGACUGGAGCCGCGCUUUGUGGUCUGCCCGGAGAAUAUUUCACUGGCUCGUGAUUUGCCCAUUUUAACCACUGCCGAACUGGGAGCCACCGGAGCCGAUCAGGAGCCAUUGCCCGUGUUGAUACAAUACACAGGCGAUGGCCAACCGGGUCGCAAUAUUUUCCGUCUUGUCUGGACCGAGUUGUUCCAUUUGCCCCGCAAUCCCGAUGGUAGUCUGGCCGCCUCACUGCUCCAAGAUGGUGGCUGCGAUUUCCGUUGUCCUGGCGACACGCAAGUCUGCAUUCCCCGUCAUCUGAUCUGCAACGGAGUGGCCAAUUGUCCCAAUGUGACGCACUCCUCGACGCUGGCCCAACUAACGCGGCACAUUGAGUGGAAUUUGGAACAGCUCGGCCUACUCCAUCAUGCGGCCGAAUAUAGCCAGUUGGUGAUCCACGAUGAGUCACCAGAAAUUUGCCUGAGACGUGAUCUCAGUGAAUUGCCCUAUGGCAAACUGACUCUUAUCACUUUGGGUCUUUGUGCCAUGUUUGGCCUGCUAUUUGCCAUCUUGAGGCGAAUGUGCCAGCGAGGGACAACGGGCAAACAGCAAUUGGAAGAGGAUUAUUAAGAGAAAACAGUUUUUUGUUUUUCAGUUUCCAAAAGGCGGCUAUGUUAGUCGGGAGUUCAUGAACUUGAAAAUGACUCACACACAGACACUGACACAAAAAUACAUAUAUAUUGUAAGUAGUAAUUCUAUAUCUAACCCCCCAAAAACUAACUCCGAUUCCACCUCCUAAGCGUCCUCUCUCUUUAAAAAAUAUAAAACUCUGAACGUGA